CCCCGGGCCCCCUCGGCUGCCCCCGGUCCCGCUGACAACCCUGUCCCCAGGGUGGACUCCAUCAUGCUGCUCGAAGAGGGCUUCCAGGUGACCAGCGUCGACGCCAGCGACAAGAUGCUCAAGUACGCGCUGAAGGAGCGCUGGGAGCGGCGCAAGGAGGAGUCCUUCGACCGAUGGGUCAUCGAGGAGGCCAACUGGCUGACACUGGAGAAGGACCUGGAGAAGCCGGGGGACGGGUUUGACGCAGUCAUCUGCCUGGGCAACUCCUUCGCGCACCUGCCUGACUUCAAAGGGGACCAGAGUGACCACAAGCUGGCCCUGAGGAACAUCGCCAGCAUGGUGCGGCCAGGGGGUGUCCUGGUCAUCGACCACCGCAACUACGAUCACAUCCUGGCCACGGGCUGCGCGCCGCCUGGCAAGAACAUCUACUACAAGAGUGAUUUGACCAAGGACAUCACCACCUCGGUGCUGCUAGUAAACAACAAGGCACACAUGGUGACCCUGGACUACACGGUGCAGGUCCCCCCCACUGAGGCGGGGGCAGCCCCGGAGCUGAGCAAAUUUCGGCUCUCCUACUACCCACACCGGCUGGAGGCCUUCACAGCCCUGCUGAAAGGUGCCUUCCAGGGGAAAUGCCAGCACAGCGUCCUGGGCGACUUCCAGCCCUACACACCGGGGCAGGCCCACGUCCCCUGCUACUUUAUCCACGUCGUGAAGAAGAUGGCCUGAGGGAGCCAUGGAGAUGGAACUGUGGUGGCUGGGAACAGCUCUGGGGACAAGCAAGAGGCUGGGGACAUUGCUGAGAGCAGCCUGGAAGCCCCCUCCCCUUAAUUAAGAGCACUCGUGAGAGCUACCGG
Molecule: messenger RNA, 857 nt
Organism: Haliaeetus leucocephalus (bald eagle)
Lineage: Eukaryota; Metazoa; Chordata; Aves; Accipitriformes; Accipitridae
Gene: GNMT
Product: glycine N-methyltransferase
Exons: 5
Biological process (GO): one-carbon metabolic process; S-adenosylmethionine metabolic process; regulation of gluconeogenesis
Cellular component (GO): cytosol
Molecular function (GO): glycine binding; S-adenosyl-L-methionine binding; identical protein binding
Source: RefSeq, a predicted model, not a curated record